Ixodes scapularis (black-legged tick) is the source of this 864-nucleotide messenger RNA. Its product is annotated as dehydrodolichyl diphosphate synthase complex subunit DHDDS-like. Gene Ontology annotation, molecular function: ditrans,polycis-polyprenyl diphosphate synthase [(2E,6E)-farnesyl diphosphate specific] activity. The transcript has 8 exons. Bases 1 to 864 code for a protein of 287 amino acids. NCBI's taxonomy places the organism in Eukaryota, Metazoa, Arthropoda, Arachnida, Ixodida, Ixodidae. Gene Ontology annotation, biological process: polyprenol biosynthetic process. The record is from RefSeq and is a predicted model, not a curated record. Gene Ontology annotation, cellular component: dehydrodolichyl diphosphate synthase complex; endoplasmic reticulum.
AUGCAGGAUGUGAGGACGUGGGCUACGAAGCUGGGCGUUUCGCAAACAUCCGUCUAUGUCUUCAGCACGCACAACUUCAAGCGACCCGAGAAUGAACUGAACGGCAUUUUCUCGGAGACAGUUACCUACUGCCGCGAAAUUAUAGACGACCCCGCGCGCCAGAAGCGUCGAGGCUUUAGGAUACGUUUUGUCGGAGACUUGGAGAUGCUGCCCCGUGACGUGCAGCGGACAGUGGCGAAGGCGGACAUCGCAACUUCAGGGAAUAGUGGGCACACAAUGACAGUUUGCAUCGCGUAUUCGUCGAGGCAUCAAAUGACACGGAUGACCUUGAAAAUGGCCCAAGCUGUGAAGACUGGUGUUCUCCAUAGUACGACUUCGUCUUGGGUACACAGGAGAGGAAAAGGGACCCGCUUACCAGGGAGCCGCGGUGACUUUUCAAUCCUCUAUAUACUCUUUUAUCUAUUUCUUUCUACUUUGACGAGCAGGGACAUAACGCCCCAGCUCAUUGACGAGUACAUGAACAUCGAAGACGCACCCGAGACCGAGAUGCUGACCAGGACAUCCGGUGAAGCCCGACUGAGCGACUUCAUUCUCUGGCAGAGCGACUUUGCCAUGCUCUACUUCGAGCCCAAGAACAUGCCCGAAGUGGGCUUGUUCGAUUACGUCAAGGCGAUAAUUCACUACCAAAUACUCUGUCAGUUUGACCGGAUCACCAGACAGAGCCAUCGCCGGGUUGAAGACGCCAGAGGAAAGACGCAAGACGCCGCACAGUUUCUACGACAACGGAUGUUUCUGAAGAGAGUGGAAACCGACCGUGUCUCGUAUUUAGAGCGUCUUGCAGUCGGCGACGAGAACAGUUCUUGA